Silurus meridionalis is the source of this 2460-nucleotide messenger RNA. RefSeq names its product B-cell receptor CD22-like. The coding region runs from base 20 to 1876 and encodes 618 amino acids. The transcript has 11 exons. NCBI's taxonomy places the organism in Eukaryota, Metazoa, Chordata, Actinopteri, Siluriformes, Siluridae. The record is from RefSeq and is a predicted model, not a curated record.
CUCUGUUUGGUCGUCGUACAUGAAGGUCGAGGAGCACGAACCUUUAUUAAUGAUGUCCCUCAAAAUAGAGUCUCCACUUUGUUUGAUCUUUCUCCUCCUGAUCUCAGGAGCUCUUGGGAAUCAAUGGAAUGUGAAAUACAGCAAACUAAAGCUUUGUGCUGUAAAAGGAUCUACAGUGGUUAUGGAGGCCACUUACACACAUCCAACAGGUGUUACAGUGAUAAACAGGUUUUGGUUUAUAAACCCAGUUAAGAGUAAAGAGCCGACUGAUCUGCGUAAUGAAUCAGGUUACUCAGGCAGAGUGGAGUAUUUAGGAGAUAAACAGAAUCACUUCUCCCUCAGACUGAGUGAUGUGAAGAAAUCAGAUGAACACAUGUACUGCUUCAGAUUCAUAACAACUGGAAAGGGAUACAUGGGUUUACCUGGAAUUACACUCAGAGUUACAGAUCUUCAGCUGAUCGCUCCUGCAGAAGUGACAGAGGGAGAAUCAGUCAUUCUGACCUGUAAAACCACCUGCAGUCUGACUGAUCCAACAUUCAUCUGGUACAAAAACACACAUGAUUUAACCACAAACACCUUCAAGAGCAACAAACUCCACCUGCAGAGGGUCAGCAGUGAGGAUGCAGGCAGUUAUAGCUGUGCUGUAAGAGGAUCUGAACAUCUCCCAUCUCCUGCUCAAUACCUCAGUGUCAGAUAUCCUCCAAAGAACGUUUCCAUCAGUCUCUCUGGUGAGAUUGUGGAGGGCAGUUCAGUGACUCUGACCUGCAGCAGUGAUGCAAACCCACCUGUGGAGACCUACACCUGGUUUAAGGGGAGGACUUCAGUGGGAAAAGGAAAGAUCUUAACCAUUUCUAAAGUCAGUUCUGAGGACAGUGGAGAGUACAAGUGCAUGUGUAGUAAUAAAGUCGGGCAUCAGAACUCCACCAGUGUAACUCUGAAUGUUCUGUAUCCUCCAAAGAACGUGUUCAUCAGUCCCUCUGGUGAGAUUGUGGAGGGCAGAUUAGUGACUCUGACCUGCAGCAGUGAUGCAAACCCACCUGUGGAGACCUACACCUGGUUUAAGGGGAGGACAUCAGUGGGGAAAGAAAAGACCUUCACCAUCUCUAAGAUCAGCUCUGAAGACAGUGGAGAGUACAAGUGCAUGUGCAGUAAUGAAGUCGGGCAUCAGAACUCCAUCAGUGUAACUCUGAAUGUUCUGUAUCCUCCAAAAAACGUGUCUAUCAGUUCCUCUGGUGAGAAAGUGGAGGGAAGUUCAGUAACUCUGACCUGCAGCAGUGACAGUAACCCACCUGUGGAGACCUACACCUGGUUUAAGGAGAAUAAAACAUCACCUGUAGGAUCAGGACAGAGUUACAGAGCUCUACAGAGUGGACUGUACUACUGUGAGGUUCAGAAUAAACUCGGCUCUGAGAGAUCAGCUGCAGUGUCCAUCACUAUAACCAUAGAUCAGAGUGUAGGUGUGUAUGCAGGUGUUGGGGUUGUGUGUGUUUGUGUCAUUGGGGUCAUCAUCUUGUGUAAAAGCAAAAAAUAUAAACUUGCAUCAACAGGAGAACAAAGUAGAAAACAGGAUUUUUAUGAAUAUGUAGCAGUGAAUAGAGUCAACGCUGCAUCUGGUUCAGCCUCGACCAAUCAGGAUGAAGUCCUGUAUGCUAAAAUUGUACACCAGCGUGCUGUUGAUGUCGGGGAUGCUGGAAGUUCUGCUGCAAUCACUUCUGCCUUUGGGGAGGACGAGGUUCAGUACGCUAGUGUUAAAUUUACACGCACUGGAACUGAUGACAGGUCUUCCAAUGCUGAGGAUCUCACUGUGAUCUACAGCAGCAUAAAAUGUUUACCUGUUUAUCCAACAUCAGCAUCACCAACUUCCACCUGGUUUUAGUUUAAAGCUUCUAGAAACUUCAGUGACUCAUUUAUAAAUGCAGCUCAUAACAGAACAGUGGCACUUCAUCAUCUGCUGGUCAGCAUGUUGCAUUAUGGGCUGUAGGACUUUAGAUUUCACCUCAGCGAACAAUCAGUUUGUUUCUGAUGUGAGAAGUUUGUCUGUGUCACAAAAUCAGCCUGAGAAUUAUUACAAUAUGAAUCCACUUUUAGAUCUUCUGAUGUCUUCUGGACCCUCGCUAUAGAUCUCAACAAAUAUUGUAGGAUAUUGUAUAAGUGUAAAUAUUUAAAAGGAUUAAACUGCACGCUGCCAGUCACAAUAUAUUCAGAUAGAGAAAACAAACUCUGCCCACCAAGUCAGAAUCCUUUUGAAAGAUCAAUCAAAUCCUCAAAACCAAAACAAAACAAAAAAAUCUAAUUUUGUCAAAAAUUCCUUCCUUACAAAAGAGUGAACAUCGGCCAACAGUCCAGAAUAGCAGCAUCAAUGACCUAAAAUAUGCUCUAGGAUAAUUUGAUUUUGCUAAUUUAUAACUCAGUUAUAUGAAUAAUCUUUAAAACCAUUAAAUUUACACAUUUUAUUACAUA